Patella vulgata (common limpet) is the source of this 8408-nucleotide messenger RNA. RefSeq names its product beta-1,4-N-acetylgalactosaminyltransferase bre-4. The coding region runs from base 404 to 1804 and encodes 466 amino acids. Gene Ontology annotation, biological process: carbohydrate metabolic process; glycosphingolipid biosynthetic process. The transcript is spliced from 6 exons. NCBI's taxonomy places the organism in Eukaryota, Metazoa, Mollusca, Gastropoda, Patellidae. Gene Ontology annotation, molecular function: N-acetyl-beta-glucosaminyl-derivative 4-beta-N-acetylgalactosaminyltransferase activity. The record is from RefSeq and is a predicted model, not a curated record.
AUCAAGCUCUUGGAUUGAGUGGGAUGUAGCUGUUUAAUAGCACCAUAACAGCAUUAUUAAAGCGACAAAUAGGAAUGGAUGACAGCUAAAUUAGUCUUACGUGAUAACAACUGUCUCAAUAUUUCAUUUAAAUCAUAUACGCAGAAGAAACAUUUUAUUUAACGGCCAUGCUUCCCAUCUCAGUCGGAUUAGUAACUCCGGUCUUCAACCGUUAUUGAAAGCGAGGCUGCUUUCUGGUAUAUAUUACAGUUAUUUGUAAACAUGUGUUCGGUGAGGACUUAUGUGUACGCUUGCGCUUAAAAAAUGUGGCUUGUUAGUGAAUUGAUUUGGAAUGGUGUUAUAAAAUGGCUAGGUCCUUCUACAAACCAUUUGAACGGUAGUAGGGCAGGGAGGAGGAACCAAAAUGAACAAGCGACACAAGAAUAACCCCCCUGUAUCGGGAGAGGUUGUUAUAUUAGCUCUAUGCGUAAUUCUGGUAAUGAUUACCCUCUCCCAAAUAUUGGUGGUGCACCACAAGUUUAAUGGACGGUUUCAACGAGCAGCAAGACCUAGACAUAGUAACAGAAAUAGGCAGGAUUUAAGGCAACUUGAAAAGAGCAUCGCUGCCUUAAUGAGACAAAAUGUGCCGAGUAUCGAGAGGCAUGAUGAACUUUUGCGGGGUGAAGUAUUUGCUAGCAGAACCGUGAAUAUGAUUCUCAGGGCUACAAACGAAGCUAUGGAGUUACGUUCUAGUAAAAACCGCCCCGAUCGCGAGUUGGAAUUAUACGAGUAUGAUAACAGUGAUGAGAACCAGAGACGAACUAGUGUUUCUAAUUCAUUACAAAAUACCCAUAUACGAAGCAAUAUAUCUUUAAUUAAUAGCAGGAAUAAUAAUAAUAAUAUUAAUCAUAAUACAAAUGUUAAUAAUAAUAAUAAUAAUGUGUUGUUGACUUGGAAUCAAUCAAAAUUUGUAAAUAAUAAAAGACGUCGUGUGAAAAUUAAGAAAUUUUGUGCUCUGGAACCUCCAAAUUUACAAGGAAAUGUUUUGGCCAAAAUAAACCUUACAGAAGAAUAUGUUGAUUUAGACGAAAUAUUGAAAAACAACUCGGAAGUUCUACCAGGAGGUGUAUGGCGUCCUAAAAAUUGUGUUGCUCGUUAUCGAGUGGCGAUUAUUAUACCGUACAGGGAUAGAUUAGCCCAUUUAACAGUAUUAUUGUCACAUUUACUUCCAGUAUUGCAAAGACAAGAAUUAGAUUUUAGGAUUAUUGUCGUUGAACAGCAUGGAAAUCGAACUUUUAAUAAAGGAAGAAUAAUGAACGCUGCCUUUAAGGAAGCCUUAAAACAAUAUGACUUUCAAUGUGUUGUCUUUCAUGAUGUGGAUUUAAUACCUGAAGAUGAUAGAAAUCUCUACUCAUGUCCAUCUCAACCCAGACAUAUGAGUGUUGCCAUUGACGAAAUGGAUUACAAAUUAAAGUAUGAUCUAUUAGUUGGUGGUGUAUUAAGUAUGAGGAUUGAACAUUAUACACAAGUUAAUGGUUAUUCUAACAUGUACUGGGGGUGGGGAGCAGAAGAUGAUGAUAUGGCCUACAGAAUAUUACAUACGGGUUUAAAGAUUACUCGUCCUCCUACAAAUAUUGCUAGAUAUAAAAUGAUUAAACAUACGAAGAGGAAACCUACUGCAUGGGUUACAAGAUCGAAACUAUUGAAUACAGCCGUGAAAAGGUUUAAAAUGGAUGGAUUAAACAGUGUUAAAUAUAAUGUAGUGGAUAUUUAUUAUAGAUCAUUAUAUACGCAUAUCUUGGUCGACGUAGGCCAGCUUAUGUGAUGAUGUCAUUUAUUAUUAGGUUUAAAGGGUGACAACUCUGUGUAAAUAAUCUAUACUGGAAUGAUCGGUGACUAUUGUGAGCAUAAAGAAAAAACUGUGAAAUUGAAGUUAAAAGCUCCAAUGAUUUUAUUUUUGUUUUUACCUUUUAAUCUUAUGGUGAAAGGAAUAAGUGGAUGAAUGAAGAUAGAGUGUAUGUAUGAGAUAUUAAUUUUAGAGUUAAUAAUGAAUGUUAUUUUAAACUAGAAAGUAUGUAAAUAUCACUGGAUAGGCCUAUUAAAUAAUGUACAAUACAUGGAAUUGAUGUACAUAUAAAUUUGUUUUAUAGUAGCUUUUAGAGGGUAAGUUGCUGUUGGCUGUUUAUGAAAAUUAAAAGACUCUUUAAUUAAUUGGUAAACAUAGGUCUAAUUCUUUAUUCUUCAAUGUUAGAUAUUUUCAUUAUUUUAGCCCUCAUCAAAUCUGAUUAAAACACAGAUCCUAUUUCGUUUCGUUUUUAUAGUUCAAAAUUUCGUUUUACUUGUCUUUACUACACUAGGAUCUGGAAGAGUUGAUAUCAUUGACGUGUUCUGAAUGGUGUGAGGUAUUAGCCAAUGAAAUGGUCUGUUACGGCGAGCUUUAGGCAUGUUUUGCACGGAACUGUGGGUAAUCCACUAGUAACAUCAAUGCUGAUUGGUUAAUCAAAUGUCUGACAUCAUAGGGUCAAAAGUCGCUCGUAUCACCUCUGACGUGACCUAUCACAACAACCAGUCAGAUCUUCAUGUAGUGUAGGCCAUCGAAAGUAUAAAAAAAACGAAAUGAAAUAUAGAUCUGUAAUUUAAUCAGAUUGGCCCUCACCAUAAAAAUGUUGGUAGUAAAAAGUAUUCUUAUGUAGACAGAUUUGUCAUCUUGUGCCUACAAUGUGAAUGAGAAAUAUGGCGUGACAAAUUUUCUUUUACAAUGCUAAAUGACAUUCAGAACAUGCAAGAUAAUUGAAUUCAAACAAACAUUGUUUCAGAGAUAAGGAAAACUUUGCUGAUUCUGAGAUUGGGUUCAGUAAAUAACAUUAACUAUUAAAUGUGUAUUUCUGAUUCAAUAUUCAGAUAAAUGCUGAAUUUAUAUGUGUGUCAUGAGUGGCGGACAGAUUCUAAAGCCUAGUCAAAAGAUUUGAUGAUAAAUGCUUCACAAAAUAAAUAAAAAAAUUUGUCGCCAACCUAGGGGCAGAUUAAGAGAAUGGUAGUUCCAAAGGGCCCUAGCGACGUGGCGUAUGGCCGACCUCUCCUAGAAAAAUUUAAAUAUUACAUUGUCUUAGAUGAGAUAUAGAGCACUUUUUUGACAAAAAAAAAUUUAAAUUAGAUUCAACAUCCUGCAUUUCUUCACCAACUGGACAAAUGAAGACGGGAAUAUGCCAUACAAUGGGUGGGGGAUAAUUUGCCCACACUGGAUUGUUUUUAGCUAUUCUUCUACAGGCCGAUAAAAUUCAUUGGGAAUUUCCGGCAUCAUUUCUCCAUUGUCAAUGGGCAAGGAGCAGCAUUGAGUCAUUAGGAUGGGACGAAAAAUUGAUGUUAUAGCACACUGUAUGUCCAUCUUCAUUAUAUCAAGGUUGGUGCAGAAAAGUAGAAAGUCAAACCCCAUUUCAUUUAUAUUCACCACAGGGAAAACUAGGGGUGACAAAUUGAUUGUACGUAAAGCAUCUGUCAUUUUCACUGUGUAUACAGAGGUGAAACGUGUUAAUAGGAAUAUAGGAAGCUUAUUCAAAUCACAAAGUUUCUUUGGCAAGGUUUUACUGAACUCACCAUGAUUACCGGGCAAUAAACGUUUUUUGCACAAAAAGAUUGAGGUUACUUCAAUUGUGAAAGCUGAAUUAUAAGUAUUUGUAGGUGAAAUUUGUUUGAAGAUUUGUGUGCCUUCCAAUUGGAAACAAAAAGCGAACCCUUACUGGCUUAAACUGGAGUCAAGGGGGCCCUUUUCUCCAAUCCAGGGGACCCUGCACAGGACCUGGCUUUCCCUGUCUAAGAGGGGCCAUAUCAACUUUUCUUCCGGGAUUUGGCGUUUUCUUUCAGCUUUCUUCUUGGAGUUCUUCAAAAAUAUUUCCGGUUGGAGGCUGCCACCAUUAUAAUCCACUUGUGCACCAACCUAUAUUUUAAUUUAUGAUGAAAAUAUAAGCCUACUGAAUUAAAUAAUAAAAUCUAAAACUAAGAGAGUUUAAUAUGUAGCCUAUUAUCUAUAUACUAAUAUCAGUUUAUAACUUUAUUUUACUAUUCUAUAGUAUAGCUUAUAAUAGUCUAUUGCAUUGCAUAAUUAGUUACAUACCCAUCACCGUCCCUUUAAAUUAUUAAUAAUAAAUCCAAUAGAAGUAACAAAUUAUAUUACAUGUUAUUCAUAAACUAUAACCCAUACUUCUGAUUUAUUUAGGCGAGGUUUCAAAGUGUAUUCUCUCAAUGUCAUCAAGCUAAUAUAAUAUGUAGUUUAUUAAUCCACCCAGUUCCUAAAUGCCACUAUAAGAAUGCAUAUUAUUCCUUCAGUAUUUUUGUUUUAAAGUUAUAUAAUUUAAAGCAUAAUAAAAAUUGAUUAAUGUACCUCAUAUCAAAUAUAUAAAAUAUAAGUGUAAAUAUGAUUAUAAUUUAAUACUUGUAAAAUUGAGAUGGUAUGAAACACUGCAAAAUAUUUAGUGUUAAAUUUGUCACCUUUUGAUCCUGUAUAGGUGUUUGAAAUAAUGAUUUGAGUUUAGAAUAUUAUGAAUUUAAAAAGACAAAAAACAUUAUUAAUCUAUAUUUCUUGCUCAGAUUUAUUGUCAUUUUCAUAGUUUGGUUUCAACAAAAGAUAAUGAGAAACCAAAUGAACAUUGGUAGGUGUUAAUUGGACACUUGAUAUUUUAUGGUGUAUAGAUCUCAUUAGUAUCAUAUUUUGUUAUUAUUAUUAUUAUUUUAUGAACAUGUAUUGUUAAUUAAGAUAACAAGGUUACACUGCAAGCAUUCAAAUUACUUUGGAUGACAUCGACUUUUUAAGAAGUGAUUAUCUCCAAUAUAAAAACAAUACAGUUUACAUCAUUCUUUAAAUCACAGGUUCUUUUGUCAAAUAUGACAAAAAUACUCAAAUUUUAACUGAAAUUGUCACUCGGCAAACCUCAGCAGAUUCCAGUACCCUACAUCUAGCCUCGGCUGUAUGACGAAGUCCACUAUUGGAACUACUUUCAAGUUCCCAGUUUACCAACUGCGUUGCCCAUGAGGAUGCCUUUAAAGAAUGUUUUAUCAUACAAAUAUUUCAAAGUCUGAAGCUGUUUUUCUUUCAAGUUUAUCUGAUUUUUUUUAAACAAGGGCAACUUUGCACUGAAAAUUCUAAACAGGCUUCAACAACACAAUUUUGAUAACUUCUUUUUAAAAGCGUCAUGUUUUCCUAAUAAGUAAACCGGUGCCGCAUUGCAAUUGUAUAGGCGUAGGUACAUAUCACUUACCGUCAUACAGCCGAGGCUAGAUGUAGAGUAAUGAAAUCUGUUGAGGUUUGCCGAGUGUGAAAUUGUUGGUUCACAAAAAUAAUUUGAAAAUGCCUAAAAAAAAACCAACAUAAAAAUAGAGGUGUUUAAUUUUUAAAGUGUAAAUGCCUACAGAUAUACUCUAUAUAUACUGUUAUUCAUUUGUUAAUAUUGUUAUCAUUGCCAAAUAAUAUGUAUAAUAUGUGUGAUAAUAUUAUUAUUAUGUAUAUUAUCGAUACAUAGAUUUAUAUCUUUAUCCACUUUGAUUAAAGCACUAAAUGAAGAUUGUUUUAGCCUUAUAAAUAGCGCAACGGAAAAAUCAUGUGGUGAGGACAAAAUAACAAAUGUCUUGAAAAGCAUCCACACACUAAAGACAACAAUAUAUUUGUUGGUCAUGAGCCUCUGACAAAAUUUUAAAAUAAAUAUAGUGAAGUUGUAAUAAACAAUCAAACAACUGGCCCUUAGUUCACAAAGCAUUCUCAGACUUAAGUUAAGAAUUUACUCAAAAUUGUUCGCACUAUUUUAACUAAAAUAUAGAUCAUUAUAAAACUUUCGUUGUUAUAAUGUAUCAAAUACAUCAAUAAGAAACUAUGUCAUAAACAGUGAUUGAAAGUUGAGUAAAUUCUUAACUUAAAGGAGCUAAAUCGCUAAUAUUUUGGACCUAGAAAUUGGCACAAAUGGGUCGCAACACAUAUAAUAAUGUAAUAUGAAUUUAUAUAAACUGUUUCACAUUCAUUCGUGUCCGUUUUACUGUGAAUUGUCACCAGUUAUGUUCGGCGAAAUACGCCAGAAGUCUCAACCGCAAGUCAAUUUCUAGCGUCUGGUUAUUCCAGUCAACACCGAUAUUAUUUAUUGCGCAUGCUCUCCAAAAUAAGAAUAUGAUAUCACCGUUUGACAUGACUUGUGGAAUAUGUCUAGCCUCAUUCUCUGAGCACCUUGUUACAAAUGGCGCUGAAACGCAUUAUAUGAUAUCACCGUUUGACAUGACUUGUGGAAUAUGUCUAGCCUCAUUCUCUGAGCACCUUGUUACAAAUAGCGCUGAAACGCAUUAUUUUGUCUUAAAUAUUGGAUAUCAGAAGCCCAUCUUUUCCAGGUUAGAUCACAACACCAAUGCUGAUUUAAAUAGCAAAAAAAUUUGUGUUUUCAAUGUCGAAGAUUUUGGAUGAUAUUGAGUUACGGACUUAGCUACUUUAAGUCAGAUAAUGCUUUGUGAACUUGGGGUCCGAGCUAUGUGACUUUGUGUGUAGAUUCAAUGUGUUAUGUGUUGGCAAAACGGAAGCAAUAAAUGUGUAAUUUAAUUACUAUAAUUUGACUGGGGGGGAGGAAAGGGGGGCUUAUAAGAUUGGUACUAUUAUAAUGUGCCUUAAAAACAAAAUCAUAUUAUUUACUUCAAUUUAUAGAUAACUGGGAAUUUCUUUAGGUGUUGGCUUUAAUGUAUUUGUUGAUAUAUGUAUAGAAGCUUAUAAGUUUAUUGCAUCUAGAAUAAAAUUAUCAAUAUUUACACUGGACAUUGUUUAGCACGCACCAUGUCCCACCAUGUCGGCAUAUGUUGCAAAUCAAAAGUAGAAUUUUAGUGGUUCGGCUUAAUUUGAUUGAUUUCUUAACUUUUAUCAUUGUCAUAAAUUCAAUAUUACUGCCAGCUGGGGUUUAUUCCCAAAAUGUAUAUUAGAAACUUAAAAACAUGUUAACAAUACAAUGAUCAACCUAUUUUUGGUUUUGGGUAGGAUAUAUUGUUUUUUAAGGUGAGGGAUAUUGUUUCUGAAUGAUGUUAAUCAAUAUUGAAUCUACUAAUGCCACCAAGUUAAUCCAGCUUAUAAAGUAAUAAAAGUUUCACAGGCUAGGCAGAUUAGUUUAUUUCAUUAUACAUGUAAUAUAUAUAGCCUGGAUCAAUUUAUAUUGCUCUGUUGCUCUGAAAACUAGAUGGGGCCAUUGACCAGGUUGUUGUGACUACUGUUGGUAUUAAAUUAGUUUUUUUCCAACUUCUACCCAAGUACAUGACAUAACCCAGUCACUCCCCAAUCUGAUUAAAACACAGAUCCAAUUUCGUUUCGUUUUUUAUAGUUCAAAAUUUCGUUUUUACUUGCCUUUACUGUAGUGUAGGCCAUCGAAAGUAUAAAAAACGUAACGAAAUAUAGAUCUAUAUUUUAAUUAGAUUGGUCACUCCCCAUAUGUGUUUUAGAAAUAUGCGAACAUCUUAUUGAGCAGGACAACAUAAAUAUAUUUAGUAAAGAUUAGAAUUAGAUGUACUAUGAUGUUUUAGAGUUGAUAGAACUAUGCAAGCCAUAAUGUAUAGUAUUUAGGCUUCCAUGAUACUAGACUAUUUUGUUUUAUAUAUAAUAUACCGGUAGUAUAAAUGUUUCAUUAAUUUAAAUUGUGAUUAUUUUGUGAUUUAGCAACAAUAUUAUUAUUAGCUCUGGUCACUAGAUUAAUUAAUGCGUCCAGAUCAUGUUGGUUAGUUACAAAAAAUAAAAUUACUUUCAAAAAUAAGAAAUUGAGUAUUUCAGGCAUACACAUAUUUUGAUAUUGAUGUACCCUUAUUUAAAAUACCAAUGAUACUUGAUGAAACAUUGAAAUAGCAUAAUCAUUUCAUUUAAAUGCAUAUGCGGGUUAGUGUCUGUAUUGUGUAAUAUAUUGAUACAACUCUCUGGCUGACGCCCUUGUGCAAAAUCAAUAUAUUACUUAAUGUUGCUUUCGACCAUUAAACUACACUUAUUGUAUAGGCUGUCUUGAAGGUAAGGUCUUAUUAAUACUCCAUAGCAUACACUGAAGACAUCUUGCCUGCAUUUAGCAUUUACUUUUUACUUAUAUAGAAAUUAAUUUGAUUUCAUUUUAAUAUUACAUUCAGAAAUAUUUAUUAUCAAACUAUUCUGAGAUUAGAGAUUGCAUUUUUAAAUAGAAUAUCAUGAAAUAAACAGACAUUUUCUAUGAAUAUUUUGUCUUCCUUUGAAGUAGCAGAGUGUAACUUGUCAUUUGUCAAAUUAAGAAGGGUGUUUAUUGUUUUGAUUAAAAUGUAAAGCACUAUAUCUGUACAUGUAAUAAAGGGGGAAUUAAUUACAUUAUGUUUUAAUUUACUCAAACUGAAGCAGAAAAUGCUUAAGUUAUAGUCUAAAUUGUUUGUUAAUAAAUUAUAUGUAAAUAUUUGUUCCUUUUCGUUUUGUU